Molecule: messenger RNA, 7281 nt
Organism: Penicillium waksmanii
Lineage: Eukaryota; Fungi; Ascomycota; Eurotiomycetes; Eurotiales; Aspergillaceae
Exons: 16
Coding region: 1-7281 (2426 amino acids)
Biological process (GO): fatty acid biosynthetic process; secondary metabolite biosynthetic process
Molecular function (GO): fatty acid synthase activity; oxidoreductase activity; 3-oxoacyl-[acyl-carrier-protein] synthase activity
Source: RefSeq, a predicted model, not a curated record
AUGAAACCCGUCGUUGAUUGUCAAACAAAAGAGAAUGUGCCUGCGCCGAUUGCUAUCUUGGGAAUCGCAGUGCGGUUGCCAGGAGGUGUAAGAUCUACCACAGAAUUUUGGCAGAUGUUAAGCGGCGGGCAAGAUGGGCGAUGUGUGGUUCCUGAGUCUCGAUAUAAUGAGGCUGGAUUCUAUAGCGAGUCUGGAGCCCAUUCGGUGGGUACGCGACAUGGAUACUUUUUAGAAGAUGAUUUGGAGACAGUCGAUACAUCUUUUUUCGAUAUGGAUGGGCUACAGCCCGGUCGGAUGGAUCCUCAGCAAAAGCUACUGUUACAGGUGGUCUGGGACUGUCUUGAGAAUGCUGGGCAAGUGAGGUGGCGGGGGAUGCCCAUCGGUUGCUUUGUCGGCACUUUUGGAGGAGACUGGGAAGAGAUCGAGACCAAGGAUACGCAAAAUGCACACAACUUUCAUCUGAUCGGACGAGGGAAAUUUGCGCUUGCAAAUGUGGUGUCAUACGAAUUUGACUUCAAAGGUCCGAGCAUGACCCUAGAAACGGGGUGUUCUUCCUCUCUGGUCGCCUUAAACCAGGCAUGUCAGGCUCUAGAGAUGGGGGAUUGCACUUCCGCCGUUGUGGCCGGAUCCAAUUUGAUCUUCUCACCAACCAUCGGAAUGCAGGGAGCGGCACUCAGUGUAUUUUCACCUUCAGGCAUCUCGAAGUCUUUUGAUGCCUCGGCUGAUGGAUAUGGAAGGGGAGAAGCUGUAAAUGCGGUUUUAAUCAAACGCCUAGAUGAUGCCAUCCGUGAUGGAGAUCCGAUCAGAGCCGUAAUUCGGUCUACCAUGGUGAAUUGCGAUGGCAGAAGCCCUGGAAUAACAACGCCAUCUGCAGAGGCUCAGGAAAAGCUGAUAUUUGGAGCAUAUCAAAAAGCGUCUAUCGGUGAUAUCUCUCAGACUGCCUUUGUUGAGUGCCAUGGCACUGGGACUCUAGCAGGUGACCCAAUCGAAUGUUCUGCGAUCUCCAAAAUCUUCCCCAAAGGGGUUUACAUCGGCUCGGUAAAACCGAACGUAGGUCAUUCCGAGGGGGCUUCUGGACUUACAAGCCUUGUCAAGGCAGUUCUCAGUCUGGAGCACAGGCAAAUACCACCAAAUAUUCACUUUCGUCUCCCUAAUCCACGGAUUCCCUGGGAAGAGAAUCGUCUUCGUGUCCCCACAAAGCUCACCGCAUGGCCAAAAAACCGAGAAGAGAGAAUCAGUGUCAGCAACUUUGGAAUUGGAGGUACAAAUGCACAUGUAAUCGUUGACUCGUCUUCAUCGCUCCGUCGUACAUCGACAGCUCAAAAUACGCGGGAAGACUCAAGAUAUCUGUUGUUACUCGUAUCUGCAAAGAGUCAAGCGGCACUUUUGCGUCGACGAGAGAGCAUCCUCAGGUACAUGGAGUUGCAUCCGAGUCGACUUGAUAAUCUGGAGUAUACCCUGGCUGCUCGUCGUGAGCAUCUCACACAUAGAGGGUUUCUCAUAAAAUCAAGAGACAACGAGCAAAAUAUGGGCGAUAUGAAAAGCUCGGUCGUUGGCUCAAUACCAAAGCUGAUAUUCACAUUCACUGGCCAGGGCGCCCAGUGGCCUGGGAUGGGUAGAGAGCUGAUGGCGCGCUUCUCUAUAUUUAGAGACACCAUACGUUCACUAGAUCACAUCUUGCAGAGUUUGGAGAGUCACCCUAGCUGGAGCUUAGAAGACACCCUGGUGGAUCCAGACAAUGAUCGCAUCAAUUCCCCCAAGCUCUCUCAAACCCUUUGCUGUGCGUUACAGAUUGCUCUAGUGAACCUUCUGGCCGAACGGGGCUGUCAGCCCACUUCAGUCAUCGGUCAUUCUAGUGGUGAGAUUGCGGCUGCGUAUGCCGCAGGCGCCAUAACUGCCAAAUGUGCUAUUGCUAUCAGCUACUAUCGUGGCUUGCUGGUCGAAGAAUCAAGUCAGCUCGGGGCGAUGGCAGCGAUUGGAUUGAAUCGAGAGACAGUCGAAUUAUAUUUGCAGGACGAUGUUGUGCUCGCCUGUGAAAACAGCCCUAUAAGUAUCACUCUGUCCGGUGAGCCAUCUCAGGUGGAAGUGGUGCUGAACAGGAUCAAGUCAGAUCAUCCAGAUGUGCUUUGCCGGCAGCUCCGCGUGGACAGGGCAUAUCACUCCCGAUUCAUGGCUCCGAUUGCCAAAUUAUACACCUCCCGUAUUUGUCCUUACAUGGAAUUGCAAAAGGAAAUGAUCCCGAUGUAUUCAAGUCUGACCGGAGAUCGAGUAUCUGAUCCAUACCAGCUGAAUACCGAGUAUUGGUGCAGAAAUCUGGCAUCGCCAGUACUCUUCUAUGACGCAGCCAAGUCCAUCUUUGACGAGAUACAGGCGAGUGCAUUCUUCCUGAGAGAUUGGUCCUCAUUCAGCUUUAGCAGGCCCACUGCGAGAUAUUUUCAAAGCGUCCAGAAACACAAAGAACGAAAUGUCGUAUGCAUCCUGCCUAGUCCGUGGACAGGGCCAGGAAUCGUCGCUUCUACGGUCAUUGGGGAGGUCCUCACCGACCUUGAUCCUUACCCCUGGGAAUGUGGUAAGACGGAUUGGCGUGAGACCCGACUCACUCGAGAGUGGAGAUUUCGCCCGUUUGGACACCACGAGCUCUUGGGCUCCCGAGUAUUGGAAUCGACGCAGAUUGAACCAGCUUGGAGAAGUAUGCUGCACAUUAACGACGUCCCAUGGCUUUGGGAUCAUAGAAUCGGUGGGUCGAUAGUUUUCCCCUGUGCAGGAUAUAUUGCGAUGAUAGGCGAAGCGAUCGGCCAGAUCACCCGCUGCGAUAAAUAUUGCCUGAAAGACCUACGCAUAAACAAGGCAUUGACAUUGCAUGACCAUGAAAGAAUGGAAAUUGUGACGACACUCCGACCAGUCCGAUCUACCAACGAGCCGGGAUCUGGAUGGUACGAAUUCUCCAUCACGGCCUUUCGGAGGGGUUCAUGGAUCAACCAUUGCACCGGGCAAGGACGGGGUGAAAAGUCCUCAUCUGCAUCCCGAGACAUCAGAAGCUUCCCGAGAAAGGUUGAAUCAAAAGUGUGGUAUAGUAGUUUGAAAGACCGUGGGCUGGAAUACGGGCCACGAUUCAGCCAACUCCAGAACAUAUCGGCACAUCCAGUACAAUCAUCCGCUGCUGCCAGCCUUGAAAUUCCUGAUCCUGGAAACAUGAUUGAUCCUCCUACCAUCGAUCAAUGCUUACAGCUUGUGGCAGUCGCCAUGUGUAAUGGGCUUUCCCGAAAAUGCCACGGCGCGGGUUUGCCGGUCUUUAUCAAAGAGGUCUUUGCAGGCAAGACAGGGCCGACCCUUUUUCUCGAGGCGACGGCGGCAGUCACCUCUCUUGGUGUAAAUUCUGGCUGCGUUAUCGCACAGUGGGGAAGCCAGGUCGCAGUGAGAAUAGAUGGGGUCGAGUUUGUAGGCCUCGAUGACGGCCAGUCAGUCGAUGGAGAUCGUCAGCUGUGCUCGAAUGCCAUUUGGGGCCCUGAUGUGGAUGUUUUACCGGAGGAUCAUCUUCUGUCGUCUCCGGAACCAACGAUUGGCAGUCUCAAUGAGCAAUAUUUCCCGAAGUACCAAUUUUUUGACAUGUGUUUAGUCGAAACGGCGAGACGCAUUACUUCUUUGGAGCCGGUUUCCGACCAUCUACGCAAGUAUCAAAGAUGGGUAAUCUCAAAAUCAGCCGCCGUCCUGAAAAGCUCUGACCCGGUGAAGGAAUCAAGAAUACAGGCGCUCCUGCGGGCCCCGAGGCAAGAGUGGCUAGACAUUCUGACUGAUAUUCGGCAAGAAAUUGAGGCCACAAUGCCACUCACUAAUUGCUUUGCGGAACUGAGUUUCGCGAUAUUGGAACAAUGCGUGGAUAUUGUGGAAGGAAAAUGUUCACCACUCGACAUUCUAAUGGAAAAUGAGCGCUUAACCCGAUUAUACAACACCGGGUCUCAAAGAAAUUAUGAAGGUUUCCUGAAGGUUCUGGGGCACAGCCGACCCAAUCUGAAAAUCAUUGAGAUUGGAGCAGGAACCGGGGCAACAACAGCGAGAGUGCUGCGAGCUCUUCAUCCCCCUGGAAACAAUCGGCAGUACUCCCGGUAUACUUUCACGGACAUUUCUUCAAGUUUUUUCCAGCCUGCCAAGGAAAGAUUCAAAGCUCACAAUGCACUUGAAUUUGCAGUACUGGAUAUCAGUCGCCCCCUGGCAGAGCAGGGCAUAGAGACCGAGUCCUAUGACCUGGUAGUUGCGUCAAAUGUCCUUCAUGCAACACCGUCGAUCCAGGAGUCGCUUUUGAACGUGAAAUCUCUUCUCAAGCCCCGCGGUCGUAUAUUGAUUGAAGAAAUCUGUUCUGAUGCCUUACCAAUUGACUACAUUAUGGGGGUGCUUCCCGGGUGGUGGAUGGGCGAGAGUGACAAUCGGGCGGACGCUCCAUAUAUUUCAGCGGACCGGUGGCAUGAAGAGCUUCAAAGGGCCGGGUUUGUAGGUAUCCACGAAAAGGCAGACGAAGCAGAGAUAUACAUGACCUCGAUUAUAGCUUCCGUUGCAUCUCCACGGCGUCUUGACCAUGGAACGGUGAAUGUCUUAUGCCAUUCGAAGAAACACCCAUGGAUCAUUGAGCUUGCGCAAAAGCUGAAGGAUGCCGGCUUCUCUGUUGCUUGGUGUACAAUUUCAAACCCGCCACCUCCCAACGAAGACGUGAUAUUUCUCCUCGAUAUCGAAGAGCCGUUCUUGUAUCAGAUGACGCAGUACAGAUAUGAACAAGUCCAGAAAUACAUUUCGUCCUGCACAUCUACCAGGGUGCUCUGGGCUACCUGCAAUUCUCAGACACUCUGUCAAAAUCCCCGCUACGGGUUGACCUUGGGCUUCGCACGAACCAUGCGAGUUGAAUAUGAGAUGGUUUUCGCGACAGUGGAGCUGGACAACUUUGACCAAAAGUCACAGGCUACCCUAGUCGAGAUCUACCGGAAAUUCCAGCGAGAUCGGUUUGAAACCAAUGACACCGUGGAUUAUGAGUAUGCCAUUAAAGACGGUGUGGCCCAUAUACCAAGAUACCGCUGGAGUAGUCUAUCCCAAAAUCUGCUAGAAGAUGCUGCAAGAGAUGAGCCAAGGACCCUCACCAUCGAGCAGCCAGGGAUUUUGGAAUCCUUGACAUGGGUCGAAAUGGCCAUGCCCCCUCUCGGAGAGCAAGAUGUUGAGAUCGACAUCAAAUUCGUUGGCAUGAAUUUCAGGGACUUGAUGGUUGGUCUGGGCAUGUUACAGGCGAAGGAUGAACUGGGGCUUGAAGGCAGUGGGAUUAUCCGGCGUGUAGGAAGCGGAGUCACUCAUCUACAUACUGGAGAUAAGGUGAUUUUCCUUGCCACGCCGGCAUUCAGCACUCGGAUCAUGGUCUCAGCGUCUCUUGUUGUUGCGAUACCCACUGAAAUCUCGUUGGAGGAGGCAGCCACCGUCGGGUGCGCAUACACCACGGCUGUUCAUUGUCUGUUAAACGUUGGACGACUGGAAAAAGGACAGUCGGUCUUAAUUCACUCUGCGGCGGGCGGAGUGGGAAUUGCGUCAAUUAAAAUAUGCCAAAUUGUUGGCGUAGAGAUCUUCGCCACCGUCGGCAACCAAGACAAGGCACAGUAUCUGACCGAAGCUUUCGGCAUCCGAAAAGAGCACAUCUUUGAUUCUCGGAGUGCAUCCUUCUCUCCAAGUCUGCUCAGAAGAACCCGAGGCCGAGGGGUGGAUCUCGUGCUCAAUUCCCUGGCCGGAGACCUGCUUUUGGCAUCAUGGGAUUGCGUAGCAGAGGGUGGCAUCAUGGUGGAGAUUGGAAAACGCGACCUGAUGGGACAUGCAAUGUUGCCCAUGGAUCGAUUUCUCGCCAACAGGUCCUUCGUGGGAGUAGACAUUCUCACCCUCGCAAAUUCACGCCCUAAAAUCGUGCAAGAUUGUUUGAAUCAAGCUACCUGCCUCCUAGCCCGCAAGUCCAUCACUCCCAUCCAGCCCAUACGUACCUUUGCAGCCGAUCAUAUUGCCCAGGCCUUCAAGCAUAUGCAGGAAGGGAAGCAUAUGGGCAAGAUCGUUGUCCAGGUCCCGGAGGAGGUAGCACACAUCCCAACAUCCAAAGCCAGAACUAAAAUGUCGUUCAAUGGCGAUGGGGCUUAUCUUCUGGUCGGUGGUCUAGGAGGCCUGGGCCGUGCAGUGGCACAAUGGAUGGUUGAGCAUGGAGCCAAAUACCUAGUGUUUCUUUCGCGCAGUGCAGGGACCACAGCGAGGGAUGGCGAGUUUCUCAAUGAUCUGAUUCUGCAGGGAUGUCAUGGCCUCUUGGUCCAGGGUGAUGUCACGAGCUUGGCUGAUGCAAAAAGAGCAGUUACUGCCAGCUGCAGACCUAUAAAGGGGGUUCUGCACAUGGCAAUGGCCAUGCAGGAUACCCCUUUCUUUAGCAUGACUCAUGGCCAGUGGACAGAGGCACUCCGUCCAAAGGUGGAGGGAGCCUUGAACUUGCACGAUGCCUUGCAGUCCAACAACCUCGACUUCUUUGUCAUGUUUAGCUCGGUGGCAGCAGCGGCCGGCUCUGCUGGACAAGCUAACUACACGGCGGCCAAUACCUUUCUUGAUGCUUUCGCGCACUAUCGCCAGUCUUUGGGCCUACCAGCAUCAGUCCUUGAUGUUGGUUGGAUAACCGACAUUGGCUAUGUCAGCCAACAUCCGGAGCUCACGCGAAUGAUGCAGUCCAAGGGCUAUAUUCCAUUGCAAGAAGUACAUCUGCUGACUGCUCUGCAGUUACUCUUGUUUCCUCCCCGCACGGUUGACGGUGCUCCAUCUACCUUCCUUAACCAGAGUCAUCUUUCGCUCGGUCUGGGCCUGUCAGGGGCCCAGAUUUCAAAUAACUCACCCUAUAGGGAUGCUCGCUUCCGCUAUGAUCCGACUAUGGGACUCUCGCAUUCGGAAUCCCGAUUGCCAGAAGGGAGUGACGUUCAAGCGAUUCUGCGCGCUGUUGAAGCGAAUCAAGAUGUGCUAAAUUUUGGCCCAACUUUUGAUCUUCUUAUCAAGGAGAUGGCGCUCCUAAUGGGGCCAUAUACGCCAGCGGUCAAAAGUGAAGACCUAACCGCCAUGGCUAAUAUUUCUGUGGACUCGCUGGUCGCUGUAGAGGCUCGUGCAUGGCUAAAACGUAAUCUCGGCGUCGAGAUAGGUCUUGUUGAUAUUGCCACGGCAGGGACUGUGAACGGCGUCGUCUCUCUUGCAAUAGAUGCCCUGGGCAUCAAAUAUACCUCAAAAUCUUUGACUGGCUCGUGA